Anas platyrhynchos (mallard) is the source of this 431-nucleotide messenger RNA. It is a transcript of the gene PIN4, whose product is annotated as peptidylprolyl cis/trans isomerase, NIMA-interacting 4. Gene Ontology annotation, biological process: rRNA processing. The record is from RefSeq and is a predicted model, not a curated record. Gene Ontology annotation, molecular function: DNA binding; peptidyl-prolyl cis-trans isomerase activity. NCBI's taxonomy places the organism in Eukaryota, Metazoa, Chordata, Aves, Anseriformes, Anatidae.
CACGGCGGCGGCGCGGGGCGGGCCGGGCGGCGGCCAUGGCUCCGAAGGGGAAGGGAGGCGGCAAGGCCGGCAAGGGCGGCGAGAGCGGCGAGGGCAAGGCGCAGGGCCCGAAGGGCGGCGGCAGCUCCGUUAAGGUGCGGCACAUCCUCUGCGAGAAGCACGGCAAGGCCAUGGAGGCCAUGGAGAAGCUGAAGGCCGGGGUGCGCUUCAGCGAGGUGGCCGCGCAGUACAGCGAGGAUAAGGCCAGGCAAGGGGGAGACUUGGGCUGGAUGAGCAGAGGCUCCAUGGUGGGACCCUUCCAGGAGGCUGCGUUCGCCUUGCCCGUGAGCAGCAUGGACAAGCCGGUGUACACGGACCCUCCCGUCAAAACCAAGUUCGGGUACCACAUUAUCAUGGUGGAAGGCCGAAAAUAAAGUGUGAAUGGCCAUUGA